AUGUUAUCUAUCCCAAACUUGCAGUGUAUUGGCGUUACAACCCUUGAUGAAUACCGUAAACACAUUGAGAAGGACCCUGGAUUAGAGAGACGAUUCCAGCCUGUAAAGGUGCCUGAGCCAACAGUUGAUGAGACAAUACAUAUUUUAAAGGGGCUCCGAGAACAAUAUGAGAUCCACCACAAGCUCCGAUACACUGAUGAAGCGUUAGUAGCUGCUGCCCACUUGUCAUAUCAGUACAUAAGUGACCACUUUCUUCCCGAUAAAGUUAUCGAUUUAAUCGAUGAAGCCGGUUCUCGUGUCCGACUUCGUCAUGAUCAAGUACGACUUUUUUCAUCUUUGAGCCCAUCAAUCGAUAAUCAAUUAUCUAUGUUUUUUUACCAACUUCCUGAAGAAGCCAUAGAGUUGGAGAAAGAACUUAGGCAAAUAACAAAAGAGAAAAACGAAGUUGUCCGUGGUCAAGACUUUGAAACGACUGGAGAGUUACGGGAUCAAGAAAUGGACCUAAAGACACAAAUAUAA
Messenger RNA from Lactuca virosa, 519 nucleotides. The record is from the annotation of a GenBank genome assembly. NCBI's taxonomy places the organism in Eukaryota, Viridiplantae, Streptophyta, Magnoliopsida, Asterales, Asteraceae.